GACACUGAAAACUGUCAUGGCCGAACCAGAUUACAUAGACGAAGACAAUCCUGAACUAAUUAAGCCUCAGAAACUAAUUAAUCCUGUAAAAACAUCCAGGAAUCAUCAAGAUCUUCAUCGAGAACUCCGUAUGAAUCAGAAAAGGGGUCUCGCUCCUCAGAACAAGCCAGAGCUUCAAAAAGUCAUGGAGAGACGAAAAAGAGACCAGGUUUUCAAGCAGAAAGAAGAGGAGGCCCAGAAGAAGAAGUCAGACUUGGAAAUAGAGCUUCUCAAGCGACAACAGAAAUUGGAACAACUCGAACUUGACAAGCAGAAGAUCCAGGAGGAACAAGAAAACGCCCCCGAGUUUGUGAAGGUGAAGGGCAACUUGAGAAGAACGGCCCAGGAAUCCUCGGAAGCUCCAGACUCGUAG
This is a messenger RNA of Protobothrops mucrosquamatus (brown spotted pit viper), 412 nucleotides long. RefSeq names its product family with sequence similarity 107 member B (gene FAM107B). Lineage: Eukaryota; Metazoa; Chordata; Lepidosauria; Squamata; Viperidae. The record is from RefSeq and is a predicted model, not a curated record. The transcript has 3 exons. Bases 17 to 412 code for a protein of 131 amino acids.